AUGACAUCCUCACAUCCGUACCAGCUGCUACCUAUCGAUGAGAGAGUCAAACGAGUUUUGGCUACAACACCUCUUAUAGAUGGCCACAAUGAUUUGCCCCAACAGCCUAGAGCUUGUUUUCAUGGAAAAAUACACAAUAAUGAGAAAUUCGACCUAGAAAAUGGUUUCCAGCGUGGAAUGACUGAUAUCCCUCGUCUGAAGCAAGGUGCUGUAGGCGGGCAGUUCUGGUCCGUCUGUGUUCCAUGUCUCAGAUCAGCAGAGAACUUCACAACUCCAGAGUAUUCAGACAUGGCUCGAGAUGCGAUUGAACAGAUCGAUCUGACUCUGAGACUGGUCGAGUCUUAUCCAGAGACAUUUCAACUGGUUAGCGGACCUUCGGAAGUCAAGGGUGUUUACGCCAGUGGUAAGAUUGCUUGCUCGAUUGGGAUUGAGGGCCUGCACAUGGCAGGUAAUAGCAUCGGUAUCAUCAGAGCUUUCUACAGGCUCGGGGUGAGAUAUUGCACUCUCACCCACGUGUGCAACAAUGCCUUCGCGGAUAGCUCCACUUCAAAAGUUGGACCGGUUCACGGUGGCCUGUCUGACCUAGGAAGGGCUGCUGUCAAAGAGAUGAACAGACUUGGCAUGAUUGUUGAUCUCUCUCACGUCUCCGAGGACUGUGCCAGCCAAGUUCUCGACCUCACACGAGCCCCUGUCAUGUUCUCUCACUCGAACGUAAAAGGAGUAUUUGACUGCCCCCGUAACGUUCCUGAUCAUAUCCUCGAUCAAGUACCCGCCAAUGGCGGUAUUGUAAUGGUUACCUUUGUCCCAGAGCAUGUCACAACGCGCCGACGAGAUGCGAAGAUGGAAAUGGUCAUUGAUCAUCUAUUCUACAUUGCCAAUCGCAUUGGCUGGGAUCACGUUGGCCUUGGAUCCGAUUUUGACGGGAUCGCUAGUGUCAUCCCGGGUCUUGAAGACGUGAAAUGCUAUCCCCAUCUACUGAAGGCUAUUCUUGAUCGUGGAGCGACGGAAGAGCAGUUGUCAAAGGUUAUUGGCGAGAAUAUUCUUCGAGUUUGGGGAGGAGUGGAGAAAGUGAGGGAUCAGAUGAAGGCUGAGGGAGUGCUUCCAGUGGAGGAUGUGUUUAAGGAUCGGAAGUGGUGGAGAUAUGAUGGGUAUUAUCAGAUGGAAGAUCCUGAUCCUGAGGAUAAGCUUGGACUUGACUGGUACGGUGUACCUCCGCCAGAUGAGGGUCUAUAUCUCAAGGAAUAG
This is a messenger RNA of Fusarium proliferatum ET1, 1245 nucleotides long. RefSeq lists its product as uncharacterized. Gene Ontology annotation, molecular function: metallodipeptidase activity. Lineage: Eukaryota; Fungi; Ascomycota; Sordariomycetes; Hypocreales; Nectriaceae. The coding region runs from base 1 to 1245 and encodes 414 amino acids. The transcript is spliced from 4 exons. The record is from RefSeq and is a predicted model, not a curated record. Gene Ontology annotation, biological process: proteolysis.